AGUUUAUUCGUCCCUCUUACCUUUUCUAUCGCCAUGUGCUCGAAAAUCUUCUGCUUGCUGUUCCCCUUCAUAGGCGUUCACUACGUCUUGGGUGCGGGGAAUGUGCGUAUGCACGUUACUACCAAAAAGUACUGCAACCUUGGGCUGGUUGAUGCCUAUGGCAACCCAGCGCCGUGUGGUACCUCGAAAAGCGGAGAUACGUUCGGCCUCACCUUGCCUGGUAUGGAAGAUGGUUUCCAAACGACCAAGGAGGAUGUGAUCAUCGCCAGGGACGGCCAAGUGUCGGUGCGAGCAUCUCCUGCUAUUCCGUAUACUUUUGUCAUGUCAAUCGACUCCCCCAACUACAAGGGGGUUGAAAAACUGUACAAUCACCAGUCGUUUGUGGUAUCUGUGGAAGCGCCCGCUGAUGCCGCCCUCGAGCAAAGUGCCGCCUUCGAGAAAACUCUGGCCGAUGACGGUUGGGUCUCCCAAGAGUCCGACGAUGCUUCUAUGAAUAAGUGGAUACUAUACGGCCCUCAAGGAGUCGAUCCCAACACCGGUGCCAACUAUACCGCGAUUUACCAGACUGGUCUCGCGCCUGAUGCUUGGAUUCUCUACACUGACGAGAACAACGAGAAACCCAAAAAGCUUCUUACCGUCAACACCUUGUUGAACGACAGGGUAUUCCAAGAAUCCACUUUCGAUAAGGUGGAAUCUCUGGAGGACAGCAUCACAGUUGCUGAGGCCGUGCAUGCUCUUUACAGCAACUAUCAGAUUGACGGUGGUCGUCGGCUCACCGGUGGCAACGAGCUUGACGCCCCUUAUGUGGAUGGUGAUAUGAUAGAUGCCCCGUUCGUUUCCGAAAAGACCCGUCAGUUCUUCUGGGACGAUCGUGAUAUGGACUGGAUGAGCAAACGUAAACUGAGGUCUUCUGAAGGGUUCAAGGGAAUCAGCUACUUCACGAUCGAGAAGGGCUCGGCUGCUGACAAGUAUUUCCAUGCUCACCGCACUCUUGCCGAGAUCGUCAAGUUCGAGUACCCCAACGGUUGUGUCGCUGCUGGUGGGAAGCAGGAACAGAAAUACUGCAUUUUCGUCUCUCUAGACGCCUCUCUCGAUCCUUCUGUAACUCUCAAGGCCGGUAUGAGCUUCAUCGAUAUUCAUGAUGCCAGUAAAGUCGCUCAUCUGUCCAUUGGAGUGACCUUGAAAAAGAACGAGGAUAGUAUGCUGAGCCUUACCAUCGAUGCUGGCGGAUGCGCGGUCGUGUUCCAGUAUGGUCAAACCGAUGGAACCCAUCUGAAAAUAUCUGUAUGCAUGACCAGCAAGGACCCGGCUAAGAAGAGACCAGAUGGUGCGAUCGAGGGCGAGGUUGCAAUCACCGUCAACUUCAUGGUCCACUUGCCGUACGUUGGUGACCUCAUCGACUGGGAUGUUAACGCCAAGGUUAACUGCACUGCCGCCCUCAAGAACGACAUUACAGCAUACGGCGUUAUCGGCACUUCUGCAAGUGCUAAGGUCGCGUACGCCGCUGUGAGCCUCGACAUUACGGCCAACACUCUUGAUCAUGCGUACAACAAAUGGCACUUCGUGUCUGGUGUUGAUUUCCACGCUUGGGCGGGUGUGUGGAAACUCAAAAAGCAUUGGGACUAUCACUGGGCGCUGUACGAGGCCGGCCCUGUAACUAUAUAAAGUAGAACCCGGUGUCAAGAUAUUGAGAACUAAUGUUAAGAUAAUGUAUUUAGUAUCCAUAAUAUGGAUUCAUAUGAUAUCAUAUUUCUGUUAAAUAGCCUUCGUGGGUCUUAAUCAGCUCACACGAGUCCCGCACG
Perkinsus marinus ATCC 50983 is the source of this 1802-nucleotide messenger RNA. RefSeq lists its product as hypothetical. The transcript has a single exon. The coding region runs from base 34 to 1665 and encodes 543 amino acids. The record is from RefSeq and is a predicted model, not a curated record. NCBI's taxonomy places the organism in Eukaryota, Perkinsozoa, Perkinsida, Perkinsidae.